Molecule: messenger RNA, 2152 nt
Organism: Epinephelus fuscoguttatus (brown-marbled grouper)
Lineage: Eukaryota; Metazoa; Chordata; Actinopteri; Perciformes; Serranidae
Product: tripartite motif-containing protein 16-like
Exons: 1
Coding region: 35-1708 (557 amino acids)
Molecular function (GO): protein binding; zinc ion binding
Source: RefSeq, a predicted model, not a curated record
GAGAGUCAGACAGGCGUCGUCACUGAGAGGUGAAAUGGCACAGAAAGGAGUUGAGCUGGACCGAGAAACCUUCUCUUGUUCCAUCUGUCUGGAUCUACUGAAGGAUCCGGUGACUAUUCCCUGUGGACACAGCUACUGCAUGAACUGUAUUAAAACCCACUGGGAUGGAGAGGAUGGGAAGAAAAUCUACAGCUGCCCUCAGUGUAGGCAGAGCUUCACACCGAGGCCUGUCCUGGUGAAAAACACCAUGUUAGCAGUUUUAGUGGAGGAACUGAAGAAGACUGGACUCCAAACUGCUCCUGCUGAUCACUGCUAUGCUGGAGCUGAAGAUGUGGCCUGUGAUGUCUGCACUGGGAGAAAACUGAAAGCCCUCAAGUCCUGUUUGGUGUGUGUGGCCUCAUUCUGUGAGAAACACCUUCAAUUUCAUUAUGACUCAGCUCCGUUCAGGAAACACAAGCUGGUGGAGCCCUCCAAGAAGCUGCAGGAGAACAUCUGCUCUCGUCAUGAUGAGGUGACGAAGAUUUUCUGCCGCACUGAUCAGCAGUGUAUCUGUUAUCUCUGCUCGAUGGAUGAACAUAAAGGCCACAACACAGUGUCAGCUGCAGCAGAAAGGACUGAGAGGCAGAGAGAGCUGGAGGUGAGUCGACAAAACAUCCAGCAGAGAAUCCAGGACAGAGAGAAAGAUGUGAAGCUGCUCCAACAGGAGGUGGAGGCUAUCAGUCGCUCUGCUGAUAAAGCAGUGGAGGACAGUGAGAAGAUCUUCACUGAGCUGAUCCGUCUCAUGAAGGAAAGAUGCUCUGAUGUGGAGCAGCAGGUCAGAUGGCAGCAGGAAACUGAAGUGAGUCGAGUCAAAGAGCUCCAGGAGAAGCUGGAGCAGGAGAUCACUGAGCUGAAGAGGAGAGACGCUGUGCUGGAGCAGCUCUCACAAACAGAGGAUCACAACCAGUUUCUACACAACUACCCCUCACUGUCAGCACUCAGUGAAUCCACACACUUAUCCAGAAUCAACAUCCAUCCUCUGAGCUACUUUGAGGACAUGACAGCAGCUGUGUCAGAAGUCAGAGAUAAACUACAGGACGUUCUGAGGGAGACAUGGACAAACGUCUCACUGACAGUGACUGACGUAAAUGUUUUACUGUCAGACCCAGAGCCCAAGACCAGAGCUGAGUUCUUAAAAUAUUCACGUGAAAUCACACUGGAUCCAAACACAGCAAACACACAUCUGUUAUUAUCUGAAGGGAACAGAAGAGCAACCGUAAUGACUGAAGAACAAUCUUAUCCCAGUCACCCAGAUGGAUUCAUUAAAUAUUGGCAGGUCCUGAGUAGAGAGAGUCUGACUGGACGUUGUUACUGGGAGGUGGAGUGGAGCGGGGAAGGAGUUUAUGUGGCAAUCGCAUACAAGAACAUCAGCAGAGUGGGGGGCCGAAAUGAAUGUGGAUUUGGACUAAAUGACAAAUCUUGGGCGUUAGAUUGUGACUCAAACAGUUAUAUCCUUCGGUACAAUGAUGUUGAAACUCCCGUCUCAGGUCCUCAGUCCUCCAGAAUAGGAAUGUACCUGGAUCACAGUGCAGGUAUUCUGUCCUUCUACAGCGUCUCUGAAACCAUGACUCUCCUCCACAGAGUCCAGACCACAUUCACUCAGCCUCUCUAUGCUGGACUCUGGCUUUAUGAUUAUGGAGACACAGCUGAGUUGUGCAAACCCAAAUAGACAGAAGUCUAUUAUGGGCGGUACUUGACGUCUUCUCCUGAGUUGUUGUGUAAAUAUUUCUUGCGGUGGUGCUCCUUCCUGUGUGUGUUUAGCCGUGGAGGCUGUCACUGCUCAUCAUGAUGUGUUGUAAACUUCUUUGUGCUCUGAAUGUUUAAUGAACAUUUCAGUGGAUGUAUUUGUACGUUGUUGUUUCUCUCCCACUGCAUGAGUCUGAAGAGAGAAAUCAGCAGACCUCCUUUAUCUCAGAUAUUGUGCUUGUAAAUUUGUACAGAAAUGUAUAAUUAGCUUUUAAUGUGUUGGUGUGGCAGAUUAGUUAGCUACUAGAAACUGUAAUGAUCCUGAUCAUAAUCAAUAAGGAGAUCAUUCAUUAAUGUCUUUUACACAAACUGAAGGUUUACAUGAUGAUAAACAAACAUGAACAAAGUAUUUUCUUCUUGUCUUCAU